AUGUACUACGGCCUCAAGAACAAAGCGGGCCGUGAUUUCGUUAUUGUAAUUCUUGUUUUCUGCGGCCUGUCGACGGUCGCUGUCGGGCUUCGAUUGGUAUCCAAGCGGAUGAAGCGCCUGCCUUUGCAAUUGGACGACUACCUAAUACUUAUCUCGCUGAUGUGCGUGUACUGUUCGGUCGGCAUUUGCACAGCAUCCGUCACGAGAGGCGGCGUAGGAAAUCAUUUUGGAUUAGUGGUACCAUUAGCGGACUUGAAAUACACCCUUAAGCUAUUGAUACCGUUGCAAGGCCUAUAUGGUAUCGGGUUAGGAUGCGUCAAAACGUCCCUCAUGGUUCUCUAUUUGAGGAUAUUUGGCACCACCAAGAAGUUUCGCAUCACCAUUUACGUCGCGAUGGUCAUCGUAUGGGGUUGGGCUUUCAGCAUUGUAAUUGAGGCGUUCUUGCUUUGCCGACCAUGUGAGUUGGGUCCGGACAGGCAUACUGGAUCCUCUAUGGGAGCCAUUGCUUCCAACUGGGACCCGACGAUUCCUGGAAAGUGCGGAAACCGAAACGCUGCAUUUGUUGCCGCCGGUGCGUUGAACAUGCUGACUGAUAUUAUGGUGCUGCUCUUGCCAGUACCCCAUAUCUGGAGCUUGCAGCUUCAAGUGGGAAGGAAAGUAGGCUUGUUGGCGACAUUUGGUCUUGGUAUUUUCGUCUCAGCCAUUUCAAUCAUCCGCAUGAAAUUCCUCCUCUCCUUGAACCUAGCAGACGCCACAUUCUCAUUACCGGAUCCAUUCAUGUGGUCUGUCGUUGAGCCUGAACUCGCCGUUAUCGCGGCUUGCAUCCCCCUUAUGCGUCCAUUCUUCACCAAAGUUGCGCGACCAUGGUUUGGCGGGUCCUCUAGCCGCGGCACCAAGAACUCACGCAACGGCCUCAAUUCCGACGGAACCAAAAAGCAGUUUUCGCGCCUCAACGACAGCAACGCCUCGAAAAACAACGAUUACGCGCUCGAGACGAUUGGUGGCGGUCGGAUGAAUAAGGUUAGCAGUGAAGCCAAUGGCUAUACUGUUGGCGUAGAGGGAGGCAAGCCGUAUCGGAUUUAUGAGGAUGGGAGGAGUAAGACUGGGAUUGAGGAGAGUGUGCAAACGUUGGAAGAUUCAGAUUCGGGGAAGAGCAAUAUAAAGAUUGUAGGGCGUGGCGCGUUGCCGGGGGGGAUUAGGGUGCAGACAGAGUAUAGCGUGGAGUAG
Messenger RNA from Mytilinidion resinicola, 1227 nucleotides. RefSeq lists its product as uncharacterized. The record is from RefSeq and is a predicted model, not a curated record. The transcript is spliced from 6 exons. NCBI's taxonomy places the organism in Eukaryota, Fungi, Ascomycota, Dothideomycetes, Mytilinidiales, Mytilinidiaceae. The coding region runs from base 1 to 1227 and encodes 408 amino acids.